Klebsormidium nitens is the source of this 2247-nucleotide messenger RNA. Lineage: Eukaryota; Viridiplantae; Streptophyta; Klebsormidiophyceae; Klebsormidiales; Klebsormidiaceae. The record is from the annotation of a GenBank genome assembly.
CCCCAUGCUGCUGCACGACAGAAAGGACCAAUGUCCUUUGGAUUUGGGUGCGCGGCUGGGAUGGGCAGGGCGGCAGGCGUUUCCUCCAGGUCUGAGCUGAUCUAGUAGUAGGAGCUGAUCCUAGAGCCCGCAUGUGGCUUGGGAAUGCGGCGUUUGCUCCUCUGCUCAUCCCUCUGGAAAAUUGCUUCUGCAAGUUUGCACACCUGGAUGCACUUUCUCACUUUCAGGCAAUCGUAUGUGCAGACAGUUGAACUGCAGAAGGAUUACAUCUGCUGUGGCUUGCCGAUUUCAGAUCCGUUGAAGAGACUCAAACGAAGAGGUUUAAGCUGGAAGCCCUAACAAUGGCGUUCCGGGGGGUGCCUCGGCCCCACCGCUAUAACGGGAAGCCGCCCCCCCGAAACGUUUGCUGCGGUUUGGGCUGCUUGUGUCGGGGCAAAGCGCUGUUUGUGUUCACCGGCAUCGCAAUUGCAGCUCUGCUUUACGUGUACCAACCAACAGGGCAGCAUUUUGGUUACUCUGAGCCGAGUCUGGCUAAUCCGAUAAAAGUCACUGUGAAGGGGGAUGCUUCCGGGGGGAUCGCGGAACCUCAGUUUGAAACCCAUGCAGAGGAGGUGGCCCAGUCUGAUGGGGGGGUGACGGAGUCAUGGCCUUCGGAACUGGAAGAAGUGGAGGGAUCAAAAGAGGGGCUCACAAAAGCCGAGGCUCUUGGGAAGGUCGAUAAGAAGAAGCCCAGCGAUGCCGCAAGUUCUGUUGAUAAGCAGCUCAACGACGCAGCGAAAGCAGUGCAAAAGAAGGACCGGAGCGAUGAGGUAGACCCCAUGGAUGUAGACGAGAUAGCGGAAGAGAAGUGGGCCACUCAGACCCGAUUGAGUGAGAGCAAAAGGGAGUCAGCUUUGGUCAAGGAGGCCGAACCAGACUUGGAUGAGACUGAAGACGAUGGCGCAGCUUCUCUGAGGAAAGAGGACGAGGUGGUCGAGAGACGGGUGGUGGAGGAGAAGGGACUCGAGUCUGCGGUUGUGAAGAGCAAACCGAUGCCGCUGCCGCGAUCCAGAAAGAGGAUCCUGGUGACUGGAGGAGCGGGCUUCGUUGGGAGCCAUCUGGUUGACAGGUUGCUGGAGCGCGGCGACUCGGUGGUCGUGGUCGACAGCUUCUUCACGGGCCGGCGCGAGAACGUCGCGCACCACUUCGGCGACCCCCGCUUUGAGCUCAUCCGCCACGACGUCGUCGAGCCCCUGAUGCUCGAAGUCGACCAGAUUUACCACCUGGCGUGUCCCGCCUCCCCCGUCUUCUACAAGUACAACCCGGUGAAAACGAUCAAGACGAGCGUGAUGGGGACGCUCAACAUGCUCGGGUUAGCGAAGCGGGUUAAGGCGCGGUUCCUGGUGACGAGCACGAGCGAGGUGUACGGGGAUCCGGAGCAGCAUCCGCAGACGGAGGAGUACUGGGGCCACGUUAACCCAAUUGGCGAGCGGAGCUGCUACGAUGAGGGCAAGCGGACCGCGGAGGCGCUCACAAUGGACUACCAUCGAGGGAGUGGGGUCGACGUGCGGAUUGCGCGUAUCUUCAACACGUACGGCCCGCGCAUGCUCAUCGACGACGGGCGUGUCGUCAGCAACUUUGUGGCCCAGGCCUUGCGAAAAGAGCCAAUGACGGUGUAUGGGGACGGGAAGCAGACGCGGAGCUUCCAGUACGUCUCCGACUUGGUGGCCGGCUUGAUGGCCCUGAUGGACGGCGAGCACAUCGGCCCCUUCAACCUGGGCAACCCCGGGGAGUUCACCAUGCUCGAGCUCGCCGAGGUCGUGCGGGAGGUUAUUGACCCCGCCGCUCAGAUUGCGUACCGUGAAAACACUGCUGAUGACCCACACCAGCGCAAGCCUGACAUCAGCAAGGCCAAGGCGCUACUCAAGUGGGAGCCAAAAGUGCCUUUACGUGAGGGCUUGCCGCUCAUGGUUGAGGAUUUCAAAGCACGGCUCAAGACCCCAAAACAGCUCGGUGCCAGCCAAUGACUGAGCGCUUUAAUCGUAGGGUAACGUCUAGGGACUUGUUCGGUAGAUUGGAUCAUUGAUCCUUGUGCAAAGGUGGGCUCUCACAGAGCUGUCUCGCCAGUCAGCAGGAUGUUGCUAUUUCUUUAACGUCUCACCUGAAUUGUCCUGCAUACCGUGACAGAAAUGGCUAGAUUGCACCCUUCAUACUUACCGGACAUGUCAAGCCGCAAGGAGAGGCCUGUAAAGCAAAAGCUGAUCAUCG